Oncorhynchus gorbuscha (pink salmon) is the source of this 8903-nucleotide messenger RNA. Its product is annotated as plexin-B2-like. The transcript has 38 exons. Gene Ontology annotation, biological process: semaphorin-plexin signaling pathway involved in axon guidance; regulation of cell migration; negative regulation of cell adhesion. Gene Ontology annotation, cellular component: semaphorin receptor complex. Gene Ontology annotation, molecular function: protein binding; semaphorin receptor activity. NCBI's taxonomy places the organism in Eukaryota, Metazoa, Chordata, Actinopteri, Salmoniformes, Salmonidae. Bases 521 to 6112 code for a protein of 1863 amino acids. The record is from RefSeq and is a predicted model, not a curated record.
UUCUUCCUCUCCACGCAUUCCCCACUAUAAUGUCAUGGUUCUCAAAUGCAAUGUCACUCAAGGCGGGUGUGAGCGGAUCUUACAGGUGUAUUGCCAAUUUAACCAGAGUUCGAGAAGAAACACCUGGAAUCAUCAUGUGAUCCUGUACCUGGGCGUGGAGAAAGUCCCUGUUAUUUUCUGGACUCUUGUUGAGUGUCGUCUUUCCGUAGGAAUUGUCAACCAGUGCGUGCCCCACUGUAUUUUCUAAGGAACGGCGCCUUUCUGUAACCCUUUCCGCACGAAGUCAGGAAGAGUAAAAUGUGAACUUUACAUGCAUUUUGCUUGGGGGUUAUUUUUAAUUUUUAGGGGGACUUUGAAACCCAACGGCUUGUGUUUGUGCAACUAUACUGUUCUUCCAAGCACUUCUUUACUGUGGCCACCCUGGAGAGGCCUGAAUAAACAGGAGAGCAGACGACGAAGGGAUAUGAUUGUGGACUUCCUGCUUGGCAACUACAGGAAGUAAUUGAGCUCUACAGGAAAGAUGACAAGCUGGGUCCAGGCCGCUCUUCUUCUCCUCUGUCUCCUCCUGUUAUGCCUGUCUGCAGCCGGGAACCAGCUGCAGGAGGAGGCGCUCCUGGACUUCUCCUCCAUAACGCCCAUCAACAACGUGGUUCAAGACCCCCGCAGCGGGCGCGUCUACCUAGGUGCCGUCAACACCAUCUACCAGCUGGAUGAGGCGCUGCGUGAAGAGGCCCGCACCGUGACUGGCCCCAAGGAGGAUGCCCGCACCUGCACCCCGCCUGUCUCCACUCCGUACUGCCAGGACACCAAACCCAGCCCUAAUGUCAACAAGCUGCUUCUGGUGCACCCAUCCAACGGCUCACUGAUCGUCUGUGGGUCCCGCUACCGGGGAAUCUGUUCCCUCCUCAACCUGAGCAACGUGGAGCAGCAACUGUACUACAGUGACUCUAAGGGGGAGAGGACUUAUGUGGCUAGCAUAGAGGACGGUGUAGCCGUGGUGGCCGUCAUGUCUACAUACAUUAAUAAAGACGGCAACACCUUUAAUGUGUUUCUGGUGGGAAAGGGCUACGGCAGCCUGGACAGCUCCAAACUCAUCAGCACACGCAUCCUCCAGGACUACCGUGACUGGGUGGUAUUCGAGAGCAUCAUCGAGGCGUCCACCGUGCAGGCAACACCCUUCGUGCCCAAGUACCUGCAUGACUUCCGCCACGCCUUCAAGGAGGAGGGCUUUGUCUACUUCCUGUUCUCCAGGACCAUGGGAAGCACCGAUAACAAGAACUUCACCUUUGUGUCUCGACUGUGUGAGGACGACCCUCACUACUACUCUUACACAGAGCUGCAGCUCAACUGUGGUCCGGGGAACAGGUACAACAAGGUGCAGGCAGCCUAUGUGGCAUCCCCAGGUAAAGAGCUGGCCCGGGGGAUGACAGAGUCGGGUCAGUAUGGUAAGGUCCUCGCCUGGCACAAGGUGUUGUUCAUGGUGGCAAGCCCAGAUGACGACGGCGCCGAUUCGGCCCUGUGCAUGUACCCUCUAAACACCAUCAAUGAGAGGCUGGUGGACAUAAUCAGUGCCUGCUAUAGCGACUCGGGCAAGAUUGCAGGCAUCCCAGCUGUGGACAUCCCCUACUCCUACAAGACAGACGAGUUCUGCACCUCCCAUAUCGACAAAGACACUCUGAACAACUAUAAGUGUGGGGCGGACUUCCUUCCCUCUCCACUGGCCAGUAAGCCAGAGUUUGCCCAGCAGGCGAAGGCGGUCAUCAUCAGGAGGGGCCUGCUGACCGCUGUGGCUAUCGCUGUGGAGAAUGACCACACUAUCGCCUUCCUGGGGAACAGCUUGGGGGAGGUGUACAAGGUUCAUCUGACUGCCAACCCAGAGGUGUACAGUCAAGUGCCAGGGGACACCACAGGGAAACGCGUCAACAAAAAACUCUUCUUUGACACUAGCCACAGCCACCUGUAUAUCACCACUGAGAAAAAGAUCACCAAGGUGCCAGUGCAGACGUGCCAUCUGAAAACAGACUGCCAGUCCUGUGUGUCGCCAUGGGACCCCUACUGUGGCUGGUGUGUUCUGGAGGGCAGGUGUACCAGGAGGUCUGAUUGCCGGCGAGCGGAGGAGAAGAACGGCUGGUUGUGGAGCCCCAAGCAGCAGUGUGUGAAGAUCGUGUCCUUCAACCCACCCAACCUCAGCUGCAAAAAGACCCAGCAGGUGGAAAUCAAUGUGCCCUCCCUCCCCUCCUUCGGGCAGGCAGACCGUCUGUGCUGUGUGUUCCCCUCCUAUAUGAGUGACGCCACCAUGUCCUCUGGCCAGGUCACUUGUGCCCUGCCCAACCCUGUCUCCUUACCAUCCACACCUGAACACCAGGAUUUCGUGGCGGUGCCCAUUAAGAUCUUUGUGAACGAGUCAGUGGAGCUGGCCACCAGGGAGUUCAAUUUCUACAACUGUUCAGCCACUGUGAGGAAAGCAGAGAGCACACCAUGUUUGUCGUGUGUGGCCAGCCCAUGGGGCUGCCAGUGGAACACCCAGGACCACACCUGCCGGGACAAGGACAACACUGUGUUGGGCCCUCAAAUCAUCAAACACAGACAGGGGGCAAGAUGUCCCCAGUUCGAGAACCCUGAUCCUGUGCUCAUUCCUGUGGGGUUCAAAACCACCAUCGGCUUCGAGGGCAUCAACCUGGAUGUUUACCAGGACCGGGUGUUCACCAUCGGCACAGAGCUGAUGAGUAACAUGGAGGAGGACGUCAGGUCUGAAGAUGGCCCCUUCUACAGCUUCAGCGGUUUUAACUUUUCCUUGGAUAAGUCACAGGAGACCAACGUUCUGUUCUACGUGAAGGACAAACAGACGGGCAAGAAAAUAGACAGCACACUGAAUGUGACCCUAUAUAGCUGCUCGCUGGGCCGUGAGGACUGCAGCCUGUGUAAGAACGCUGACCCUAAGUACAGGUGUGUGUGGUGUGUCAAAAGGAAGUCGUGCGUCUAUGAGAAGCUGUGUACUAAUGACCAGGGUACAGAGUGCCCUGACCCACACAUCACUGACAUCAUCCCUCGCUACGGGCCCGUGAGGGGGGGCAUCUCUGUCACCAUCAAGGGCUCCAACCUGGGCAUCCACAAGGAGGACAUCAAGGCCAUCAGUGUGGUGGGGGUCCCCUGUAUACAUCAGGAGAACAAAUACGCCGUUUCCACCAGCGUGGUGUGUGAGAUCGGGCCCUUGGAAACCCUGAGUACAAACUGUGGCCAGGUGGAGGUGGAGGUAGAGGGAGGGAAGAGAGGAACGUCGUCUGCUUUCUUCACAUACCGGGACCCCAUCGCCCGCUCGGUUCGCCCCGCCAACGGCUCCAAGGCCGGGGGGACGGUCAUCACCAUCUCUGGUUUCAACCUGGACACAGCCACCAGGGAGGACAUUGCCGUCACCGUUGGGGGGGUGGUGUGCACUGUGGAGACGUUUGGUGCAGCCAUCACCUGCAGGAUGGGAGAGUACCGGGCGGAUAAGGUCCCCUCUGACCUGCUCACAGUGACAGUAAAGUAUGGGAAGAGAACCACCACAGCCGUCCCCACAGCCUUCCAGUUCUGGGAGAACCCCACUAUCCUGGACCACCACCCCAAGGGAAGCUUUGUGUGCGGUGGGAGGACCAUCGUGGUGACUGGAUCUGGGUUUGACCUAAUUCAGAACGCCAUCAUGAGGGUCCAGGCCUCGGCUGACAAGUGGUCCGGCAUAACUCCCACUGAGUACCUCCAGGAGGCUCUGAGUAAGAACAACACGGUAAUCCAGUUCCUGACCCCGGCCGUCAACAGGUCCUCUGAGACCCAUUUGUUCAGGACCUUCAUCCAGCUGGACAACUGGGGGAGGGAGCUCAAGCCCUUCGACUACCACCCUGACCCUGCCUUCGACCCCCUCACCAAAAAGAUCAUCACUGAGACCUCCAUCAUUGUCGUCACUGGUCGAGGUUUUGAAAAAGCCAUGACAGCCAAAGAGGCCCAGGCGUUUGUGGGGGAUGUCCCGUGCUAUGUCAACGCCCUCCAGGAUGACAAGCUGUUCUUGGAUCCCCCGUCCAGCCAGCCCCAGGCCCGCUCCAAACGCCACCGCAGACGCAGAGACACCAGCUCCGACACAUUGGACCUGCUGAUUAAGUUUGGGAAUGGCGAGUGGGUGGUGGGCUCUGUGCACUACGAGAGCAAUAAUGAGGUUCCUCUCUUCAUCAUCAUCCCUGCUGUCAUCAUCCCCAUGCUGCUCAUCAUCCUCGUCUCCGUCUACUGCUACAGGAGGAAGAGCCAGCAGGCUGAAAGAGAGUAUGAGAAGGUGAAACACCAACUGGAGAAUUUGGAGGAGAGUGUACGAGACCGCUGCAAGAAAGAGUUCACAGACCUGAUGAUAGAGAUGGAGGACCAUACCAACGAACUGAGCGAGGGGCGAAUCCCCUUCCUGGACUAUAAGACCUACACGGACCGCGUCUUCUUCCUGCCCUCCAAGGACGGGGCCAAUGAUGUGAUGAUCACGGGCAAGCUGGACAUCCCUGAGGCACGGAAGGCCAUCGUGGGCCAUGCCCUCAACCAGUUCUCUAACCUGCUUAACUCCAAGACCUUUCUAAUCAAUUUCAUCAAGACCUUGGAAGGACGUCCAGACUUCAACGCCCGGGCCAAGGUGUACUUUGCCUCCCUGCUGACGGUGGCUCUGCAUGGGAAGCUGGAGUACUACACGGACAUCAUGAGGACCUUGCUGCUGGAACUCAUGGGGAACUAUGUCGACAGCAAGAACCCCAAACUCAUGCUGCGCAGGUCAGAGACAGUGGUGGAGAGGAUGCUGUGUAAUUGGAUGUCCAUCUGUCUUUACCAGUUCCUCAAGGACUCAGCAGGGGAACCCCUGUACAAGCUGUUCAGGGCCAUCAAGCAUCAGACAGAGAAGGGUCCAGUAGACGCCAGAGUGAAGAAGGCCAAGUACACCCUGAACGACACGGGCCUGCUGGGAGACGACGUGGAGUACUGCGUCCUGACUCUGCAGGUGCUGGUGCACGGGGAGGGGCCAGACGUGACGCCCGUCAAGGUCUUGAACUGUGACACUGUGUCUCAGGUGAAGGAAAAGAUCAUCGAGGCGGUGUACAGGAACCUGCCCUACUCACAGAGACCCAAAGUGGACAGCGUCAGUCUGGAGUGGCGUCCUGGUUCCACAGGGCAGAUUCUGUCAGACCUGGACCUGACGUCCCAGAAGGAGGGCAGGUGGAGGCGCAUCAACACACUGGCCCACUACAACGUGCGAGACAAUGCUACUCUAGUCCUGUCCAUAGUUCUUCACACUCAACAGAACUAUGACCAGAACCAGGAUAACCAAGAGGAGAGAAACGCCCUGUUGGAGGAUGACAAGGUGUUCCACCUGGUUCGGCCUGAUGAGCUGGAUGAGAUGAAGUCCAAGAGGGGCAGCAUGAAGGACAAGUCCAUGACCAAAGCCAUCACUGAGAUCUAUCUCACACGACUGCUCUCUGUCAAGGGAACCCUGCAACAGUUUGUGGAUGACUUCUUCCGCAGCGUUUUGUGUUCCGGGUCGGUGGUGCCACCCGCCAUCAAGUACUUCUUUGACUUCCUGGACGAGCAGGCCCUCAAACAUGACAACGUGGACGAGGAGACCGUACACAUCUGGAAGACAAACAGCUUGCCUCUGAGGUUCUGGGUGAACAUCCUGAAGAACCCUCACUUCACCUUCGACGUCCACGUGACAGAGGUAGUGGACGCCUCGCUGUCUGUCAUCGCUCAGACCUUCAUGGACGCCUGCACCAAGACAGAGCACAAACUCAGCCGAGACUCUCCAAGUAACAAGCUACUCUAUGCAAAGGAGAUCUCCACCUACAAGAAGAUGGUCGAUGAUUACUACAAGGGCAUCAGACAGAUGGUAUCAGUCAGCGACCAGGACAUGAACACUCAUCUGGCAGAGGUGUCUCGGACUCAUACAGACAAACUCAACACACAAGUGGCUCUGCAUCAGCUCUACCAGUACGCCAGCAAAUACUACGACGGGAUCAUCCAGUCCCUAGAUGAGGACCCGGCAGCCCAGAGUAAACAGCUCACCCUGCGGCUUCAGCGGAUAGCAGCCGCCCUUGAGAAUAAAGUGACAGACCUCUAACCCACUGGAGGAGACAGGGAGACGGAGAGGGAGGGAUGGAGGGAGAUGGUACCGUGCCACCAGUGUCCACAGGGGCUUAUUUAUCCUGGCGGAGGAGAAAGAAACAGAGAAAGGGGUCCCGCAAGGCCUUGACGUUGACACCUUCAACCCAGCAGGCCCAGAAUGUGGGACAGAUCAGAGUCUGCAGAGUGGAACAGAAUAGGACCAAUGAAAUAAAGACAGAUCAGAGUCUGCAGAGUGGAACAGAAUAGGACCAAUGAAAUAAAGACAGAUCAGAGUCUACAGAGUGGAACAGAAUAGGACCAAUGAAAUAAAGACAGAUCAGAGUCUACAGAGUGGAACAGAAUAGGACCAAUGAAAUAAAGACAGAUCAGAGUCUACAAAGUGGAACAGAAUAGGACCAAUGAAAUAAAGACAGAUCAGAGUCUGCAGAGUGGAACAGAAUAGGACCAAUGAAAUAAAGACAGAUCAGAGUCUGCAGAGUGGAACAGAAUAGGACCAAUGAAACAAAGACAGACAGAUGAUGAUGGGUUACACAUGUCAUCAUCCUGUAGGAACGCCUUAACUUAAAUCCACUUGCCAAACAGAAAUAAUUGGUCCUGAACACUCACUCUGGCUGUUCCCACAAUGGAACAGGUGGCCAGCCCUGGGAAAUAAACCCCUGUAUUGAACACUGCUUGGCACAAGGAGAUAAUCAGAUGUUCAAUGUCAUCCUGUCUAGAAAAGUUGUAAGAAUUGUAUUAUAUUUUUUUUAUUGUGCAUUCUUUAUGCGGAAAGCUUUAUAAGGAGAAAUGAUCUUUUAAAAUGGACUGCCUUGUGGUGUGUAUUAUGUUUCUACAGCCUGUGUGUGUGUGUGUGUGUGUGUGUGUGUGUGUGUGUGUGUGUGUGUGUGUGUGUGUGUGUGUGUGUGUGUGUGUGUGUGUGUGUGUGUGUGUGUGUGUGUGUGUGUGUGUGUGUGUGUGUGUGUGUGUGUGUGUGUGUGUGUGUGUGUGUGUGUGUGUGUGUGUGUGUGUGUGUGCACGGAAUGCCUACUGUCAGGCCAGAGGGUGGAUGCCAUAUCUGUUAUUUUAAUCUCAACUAGUCACUGACACUCAGGAGCCCGUUCUCCCACUGAGCUCCUCUACACAGACCAAAUGGUCAGGCUAACUAUACACUUCUUGAAAAUGACAGGCCUACUAGUGACAGGUCGACUUGUGACAGGCCGACUAGUGACAGGUUGACUUGUGACAGGCCGACUAGUGACAGGUCGACUUGUGACCGGCCUACUAGUGACAGGUCGACUUGUGACAGGCCUACUAGUGACAGGUCGACUUGUGACCGGCCUACUAGUGACAGGUCGACUUGUGACAGGCCUACUAGUGACAGGUCGACUUGUGACAGGUCGACUUGUGACCGGCCUACUAGUGACAGGUCGACUUGUGACAGGUCGACUUGUGACAGGCCGACUAGUGACAGGUUGACUUGUGACAGGCCUACUAGUGACAGGUCGACUUGUGACCGGCCUACUAGUGACAGGUCGACUUGUGACAGGCCUACUAGUGACAGGUCGACUUGUGACAGGCCUACUAGUGACAGGUCGACUUGUGACAGGUCGACUUGUGACCGGCCUACUAGUGACAGGUCGACUUGUGACAGGCCUACUAGUGACAGGUUGACUUGUGACAGGUCGACUUGUGACAGGUCGACUUGUGACCGGCCUACUAGUGACAUGUCGACUUGUGACAGGCCUACUAGUGACAGGUCGACUAGUGACAGGUCGACUUGUGACCGGCCUACUAGUGACAGGUCGACUUGUGACAGGCCGACUAGUGACAGGUCGACUUGUGACAGGCCUACUAGUGACAGGUCGACUUGUGACAGGCCUACUAGUGACAGGUCGACUAGUGACAGGUCGACUUGUGACCGGCCUACUAGUGACAGGUCGACUUGUGACAGGCCGACUAGUGACAGGUCGACUUGUGACAGGCCUACUAGUGACAGGUCGACUUGUGACAGGCCUACUAGUGACAGGUCGACUAGUGACAGGUCGACUUGUGACCGGCCUACUAGUGACAGGUCGACUAGUGACAGGUCGACUUGUGACAGGCCGACUAGUGACAGGCCUACUAGUGACAGGCCUACUAGUGACAGGUCGACUAGUGACAGGUCGACUUGUGACAGGCCGACUAGUGACAGGCCGACUAAGGAUUUUCCAAAUGAUCGGUUUUAAUUGUAUUUUUAUUUUGAUUCACAUGCUUCAUAGCUCGAUGGCAGGGUUUGGUUGCCAAUACGCCCUCACACUCAAACAUCCAUAACACUGCUAUUUCCCCUUGUUGGAGUACAUUCUCACACAUUCUACUGGAACCUCAGUUAGUUUUGACCUCCAGUUUAUAAUGUUUUAUCUUUUUAAGCUAAAUAUCUCCCAAAUCAUUUAAUAUAUUUUGAAAAGCAUAAAAUGACAUUUUAAGUCAGGCGAAUUACAUUUGACUCUGUAGCCAGUCAAGCAAACAUCCUGCAAUAACAUAACAUUUUUUAGACACGAGACAUUGGGAUAUCAUUAAUCUCCCAUUCAUGUGUUUUACUUUAUAGAAUAUAGAAUUUGUUGUUUACCAUUUCAUCUACACUAGUGAAGCAGCAAUACUUUAGUACUUGAGUGAAAAUAUACUGAGAAGGAAAUAUAAAUAAUAUGACAGCAGAUACAGUGCCUUGCGAAAGUAUUCGGCCCCCUUGAACUUUGCGACCUUUUGCCACAUUUCAGGCUUCAAACAUAGAAAGAAAUAAAACUGUAUUUUUUUGUGAAGAAUCAACAACA